This is a messenger RNA of Lactuca saligna, 327 nucleotides long. The record is from the annotation of a GenBank genome assembly. NCBI's taxonomy places the organism in Eukaryota, Viridiplantae, Streptophyta, Magnoliopsida, Asterales, Asteraceae.
AUGGAAUCCCUUAUUAAAGUUUAUGUUGCACCUGUGAAUGAACCAAACAUGGAGCCCUUUAGUGAACCCCUUGGUGGAUCUAGUGAUAGUGAGGGUAGUGAAGAUUUAAGUGACAGUGACGAUAGUGAUUUUUUUGUCGAUGAGGAUAACUUAUUGGAUGACCCUGAAGUGGACAUGUUGAAUUUCGACCAUAUUUUUUAUGAUAAUUUGGGGUGGAUUGGUGAUACUCUUGUUACAAAAGACAAUGUACUAAUGUCUGAUGAGGAAGUGGGGUUAUCAACACAAAUGUUUUAUAAUCUGGAUCAUCAUCCGAUGAAGGUCAAAUAA